This is a messenger RNA of Brachypodium distachyon (stiff brome), 2968 nucleotides long. RefSeq names its product scarecrow-like protein 34. The transcript has a single exon. Gene Ontology annotation, biological process: regulation of DNA-templated transcription. Lineage: Eukaryota; Viridiplantae; Streptophyta; Magnoliopsida; Poales; Poaceae. Gene Ontology annotation, cellular component: nucleus. Bases 146 to 2392 code for a protein of 748 amino acids. Gene Ontology annotation, molecular function: sequence-specific DNA binding; DNA-binding transcription factor activity. The record is from RefSeq and is a predicted model, not a curated record.
UCCUCUCCCUCUCUCUCUCUCCGGUGGCCAAUCCCAAUCCAACCUCCAUCCCCUCUCCUUCCCAGAACCUUCCGCCGCCCCCCCGCAACCUCUACAAAGCAGCUAAACCCCGCACCGCUCUCGCCCUGCCGCCGCCGCCUUCGCCAUGGGCUCCUCCCCCUACCUCCCCUCCGCCAUGGACUCCCCCGGCUCCGACGACCCCUCCCUCUACCUCUACCUCUCCGACCUCGUCCCCGGCUCGCCCCCCUCUUCGCUCUCCGCCUACCUCGAUCUCCCCCCAACCCCUCACCACGAGCAGCCGCAGCAGCAGCAGCAACGCUCCGACUACGACGACCUCGGCAGCGGCGGCGGCGGCGGCGGAGGCGGUGGCGGGGGUGAUGACAAGUCGUCUUCCACGCCAGAGGACCUCGUGCUGCCCUUCAUCUCCCGCAUGCUCAUGGAGGAGGACAUCGACGACAAGUUCUUCUACGACUUCCCGGACAACCCGGCGCUGCUCCAGGCGCAGCAGCCCUUCCUCGACAUCCUCUCCGAUCCGUCCUCCAACACCACCUCCUCGGACAGCAACAACAACAACAACCCGUGCUCCCCGUCCGACGCCUCCUUCUCCCCGGCCGGGCCCCUGCCGCCCACGCCCGCCGCCGUCGACUCCUACGACAGCCAGCCGUUCCAGUACGACAUCGACCCCGCUGCCUUCUUCAGCGCCGGGGCAAACUCCGAUCUCAUGAGCUCCGCCUUCCUCAAGGGCAUGGAGGAGGCCAACAAGUUCCUCCCCAGCCAGGGCAACCUCGUCAUCGACCUCGAGGCCUCCUCAGGCCAGUUCCUCAAGGGCGUCGAGGAGGGCAACAAGUUCCUGCCCAAGGAGGAUCAACUCGUUGUUGGGUUCAAUGGCCGCGCAGCCCCUGUGUCGGCGCCGACAGCAGUGGCGAGCGUGAAAAAGGAGGAGCCUGUGGAUGCGGUCUCGGCCAACUCCCACGGCGGCAGCAGGGGUCGGAAGAACCCCUACCGUGACGACGAGCUGGAGCGGGAGCUCGGCAGGAGCAACAAGCAGAGCGCACUGCAGGGCGAGGACAUCAGUGCACGGGAGUUGUUCGACAGGGUGCUGAUGCCCUCCCCUGAGAUGUGCGUUGAGCAGAUGCAGAGUCUGCGGAUCGCCAUGCAGGAGGCGGUGGCCAAGAACGAUACUGGCAGCGGGAAGGUGGGGAAUGGGAAGGGAAGGGGCCGGCGUGGUGGUUCGGAUGUGGUGGACCUGCGUACGCUGCUCAUCCAUUGCGCGCAGGCUGUGGCCACGGAUGACCGCAGGAGUGCUACAGAGCUCCUGAAGCAGAUCAAGCUGCACGCUCGCCAUGAUGGUGAUGGAACGCAGCGCCUCGCGCAUUGCUUUGCAGAAGGCCUUCAGGCACGUCUGGCAGGAACUGGAGGCUUGGUGCAUCAGUCGCUGAUGGCAACACGCAUCUCAGCCGUGGACAUGCUCAAAGCGUACCAGCUGUACAUGGCGGCCAUCUGUUUCAAGAAGGUGUGCUUCAUAUUCUCAAAUUUCACAAUCUACAAUGCCUCCUUGGGGAAGAAGAAGAUACAUAUCAUCGAUUAUGGCAUACAGUAUGGGUUCCAGUGGCCAUGUUUUCUCCGUAGGAUAUCAGAAAGGGAGGGAGGGCCGCCAGAGGUAAGGAUCACCGGAAUUGACCUCCCUCAGCCUGGGUUCCGGCCGGCAGGGCGCAUUGAAGAGACAGGCCGUAGGCUCAGUAAGUAUGCCAGUGAGUUCAAGGUGCCAUUCAAGUACAAUGCCAUUGCCGUGACAAAUAUGGAAUCGCUCCGUAAAGAGGAUCUGAACAUUGAUCCCGAAGAGGUACUCAUUGUGAACUGCUUGUUUCAAUUCAAGAACUUGAUGGAUGAGAGCGUUGUGAUUGAGAGCCCAAGGGACAUUGUGCUGAAUAACAUCCGGAAGAUGCAACCCCAUGCGUUCAUCCAUGCAAUCGUGAAUGGCUCUUUCAGUGCGCCAUUCUUCGUAACACGGUUUCGGGAGGUUCUAUUCUACUACUCAGCCUUGUUUGAUGUUCUGGACACAACCACCCCAAGGGACAACGAACAGAGGAUGCUGAUUGAGCAGAACAUCUUUGGGCGUGCUGCCCUGAAUGUCAUUGCCUGUGAGGGUGCAGAUAGGGUGGAGCGCCCUGAGACAUAUAAGCAAUGGCAGGUAAGGAAUCAACGAGCUGGUUUGAAGCAGCUGCCAUUGAAUCCAGAUAUCAUUGAGACUGUGAGAGACAAGGUCAAGGACUGCUACCACAAGGACUUUGUGAUUGAUGUAGAUCACAACUGGCUCUUGGAGGGAUGGAAGGGGCGCAUCCUCUACGCCAUUUCGUCAUGGGUGGCAAAUGAUGCUAGCUCUCACUUUUAGCUGUUCUUGUUUUCACUUGGCUACAAAAUAUAGAUCUAGUUAUGUCUAUAUAGUGGCUGUGUCUUGCGCAUGAGUACAUGCUCUAGUUAGUAGCCUUGGCUCAGUGGAUUCAGUGUCUUGAGAUAUGCCUAUCCAGAACUCGGUGCAUACUUUUCAUUCCAAAAUUCAGGUUAUUCUGCUCAUAGGAUCCAAUUGAUGCAAUGCAGGUUAUGAGGAAGAUGGGUAGCUCAAGAUGCGGUAAAUCAACAAGAUAGUAUGCAUGCUAUAUAUCCAUCGUUUUAUAUGGUGUGAACUAGAUGGUUAUGCAGUCUGUUGCUGCCUAAUGCUAGCUAUCUAGAGAUUAGAGUUGGCUCUCCUGAUCUGGAUGAUGUUCCCUGAAGCAAUCAUCUGUGCCUGUGAUCAAUCUAGUCAGUUGAUCAGGUUGUAAUUGACACUAGUCACUGUGUUCUAGGUGCUUACUGCACUGUGGCAGGCAUAAACUUUGUAUGAAUUUUAUUACCAACCCUGGUUUUGCCUAGUCUAUUAUUUUCUGUACCUGGAGAAUUAUCUUUUCAGAUGUCAAGUUCAAUUCAUUCA